Molecule: messenger RNA, 4131 nt
Organism: Closterium sp. NIES-65
Lineage: Eukaryota; Viridiplantae; Streptophyta; Zygnematophyceae; Desmidiales; Closteriaceae
Source: the annotation of a GenBank genome assembly
AUGGCUACCCCUAGUGUCCUCGCUUUUGACGCUGAGGGUCGGGCCAUUGACUUUGACGUCUGGGUAGAUGACCUGCAGCUUUUCCUACAGUGCGAUAGGGCACACGGUCUCUCCCUCUUUGACCUCACCUCUGGUGCCUCUCCUGCUCCUGCUGCUGAUGCUGACGCCACUGUUCGCUCACAGUGGGCCACUCGCGAUGCUGCUGCACGUCUUGCUGUGCGUUGCCACCUGCCUACCUCUGAGCGUGCGCACUUUAGCCAGUACAAGAGUGCUCAGACCCUGUACGACGCUGUAGUUGCACGCUACUCCUCCCCUGCCACUGCUGCACUGAGCCGCCUCAUGCUACCAUACCUCUUCCCUGACCUUGCUGCCUUUCCCACAGUCGCUGACCUCAUUACGCACCUCCGCACUAGUGACACUCGCUACCGCACUGCGCUUCCUCCUGACUUCUUCAGGGACCACUUCCUCUCAGUUUGCCCCACCACUCUCACUGUUGACCUCCUCGAGAAGGCCCUCCUAGCAGCCGAGAAGAGCAUAGUCGCUGUAGGAGCCUCUCGUGGUGACCCUCGCACCCCCAUCUUUGAGGGGUGUUCCCCCUCCCCCCUUUUGCCCUCUUUUGCCUCUGCUGCUGCGGCCGACCUCGUUGGGCUUGAGUCGGUCGGUGCGGCGUCUGCCCCUAGCGGGAGACGCCGCUCUAGCAAGGGCAAGGGGGGCAGGGGCGCUGGAGAAGCUAGCGGGGGCGGUGGAGGCGGCGGUGGAGGCGGCGGAGGGAGUGGGGGUUGCGGUGGGGGUGGUGGCGGGGGUGGAGGUGUCGGUGGCGGCAGUGGAGGCGGAGGCGGCGGCGGUGGCGGUGGGAGCGGAGGUGGCGUAGGUGGCGGCGGUAGAGGAGGCGGUGGCGGAGGAGGUGGAGCUGGUCGGGGUGGCGCUGCGCAGAGGGUCGGCUCCGGUGGUGGUCAGUGCCAGCAGCAGCAGCGGCAGCAGCGCACUCGUGACAUCCCCCCCCCUCAGCAGCUCCGUGAGUGGUACGCUACACGCCAGCGGGGUGGGGGUACUGGUCCGUGCACCUACGUCCUACGCACCAGUGACCGUGCGGGUGAGCAGUGUGGGGGUGCGCACUCCACCCAGCGCUACUUUUGCCGCCUGACGUACGCUUGGCGUCACCAGUUCCCGGAGGCCACGGAGAUCCCCCGCUGGGGUGAGCUCUCUAGGUUGGGAGUAGCUAUCUUUGACCUUGACUUUGAUGCUAUUCUUGCUGCCAUGUAUGCUGUGACUAUUAGUGAUGAGGGUGACAAAUACCGGUGUUUCCCGCCCGACCCGGGCAUUGAGACUGCUGCUCUUGGUACUGGUAAGGCUGCUGCUCUAGGUGCUAGCGAGGCUGCUGCUCUAGGUGCUAGUGCGUCUGCUUCCUCAGGUGCUGGUGAGUCCGCGCUCUCAGGUACCGAGCCGGCUUCGGCCUCCCUCACCUUCACCCUUGACUCGGGGGCUUCUCGCUCCUUCUUUCGAGACCGCACCACACUCACGCCGCUUGGUCGGCCAGUUGCAGUCUCUCUGGCAGACCCCUCUGGGGGUCCUGUCCUUGCUCACUUCUCCACUGUCCUCCCGUGUCCGGCGGCUCCCUCUGGCACCCUGUCUGGUCUUUACCUCCCCUCGUUCUCUACGAACUUGGUGAGUGGUGCUGACCUUCAGGAUGGGGGAGUUCACCAGUUCACUCCUGCGAGCCAGCGGGUGACCCACUGCACGGACGCUCGGACAGGCCGACACUUGGCCACGUUUACUCGUCGGCCGGGGUCGAGCCUGUACACACUGACCACUGCGUCUCCUCCUUUCCCUGCGUCUGGUCAGGUAGCUGCGUCGGGGCCUGGCCCUACCUGCGUCCCAUGUGUCGAGGGGCGCCAGCUGGCUGCCCCUCACUCCUCCCAGUUUCCUCCGACUGAGGACCCACUGCAGACGCUUCACAUGGACGUGUGGGGCCCCGCCCGCGUCCGUCGACUGGGUCACGAGCGCUACUUCCUGCUGGUGGUUGACGACUACUCGCGUUACACCACAGUCUUCCACUUGUGCAGCAAGGGUGAUGUCACUGAGGUGUUGAUCGACUGGAUCCGCGCAGCUCGUCUCCAGCUCAGGCAGAGCUUCGGCUCGGACUUUCCUGUUCAGCGUCUGCACUCUGACAGAGGCGGAGAGUUCUCCUCUGGCCUUCUGCGAGCCUACUGUCGUGCACGCGGCAUCCGCCAGACCUUCACGCUUCCGGACUCUCCACAGCAAAAUGGGAUUGCUGAGCGCCGCAUUGGCAUGGUCAUGGACGUCGCCCGUACAUCCAUGAUGCAUGCGGCUGCCCCCCAUUUUCUGUGGCCGUUUGCGGUUCGGUUCGCGGCGCAUCAUCUCAACCUUCACCCCAGGGUCUCCAUGCCGGACACCUCCCCAGCUUUGCUGUGGACGGGGAAGGUUGGCGAUGCGUCUGCGUUCCGUGUCUGGGGAUCUCGGGCGUUUUUCUGCGACUUGUCUACGGACAAGCUGUCCCCUCGUGCUGCUCCCUGUGUCUUCCUUGGCUUCCCCCCUGACGCUCCUGGGUGGCAGUUCUACCACCCCACCUCUCGUCGUGUUCUGUCCUCCCAGGACGUCACGUUUGACGAGUCGGUCCCCUACUACCGCCUCUUCCCCCACCGCACUCCGUCCCUCCCCCCACCACCCCUCUUCCUUGUGCCAGGUCCCCCCCUGGUGGACCCCCUCCCCCCUCAGGGUCCUGCCCUUUCAGGUGUGUGCCAGGUAGACGCAGUCGAGCCUGUCGAGGUUACUGGUGACUCUGGUGCUGCUGAGGGUGCUGAGCCUGGGGGUGCUGACUCUGGGGGUGCUGAGCGUGUGGAUGCUACGCCUCGGGGUGCUGAGCCUGAGGGUGCUACUACAGAGGGUGCUGAGCCUAGGGGUGCUGAGCCUGGGGGUGCUACCACUGGGGGUGCUGAGCCUGGGGUUGCUGAGCCUGGGGUUGCUACGCCUGGGGGUGCUGAGCCAGGGGGUGCGGAGCCUGAGGGAGCUGGGCCUACUCGUGUGGCGUCUGGCGGUGCUGAGCCUAGAGGUUCUCCGGGUGCUUCGUCUCGGAGGGAGCCACUCUCUUCACAGGAGUUGCGCGAGUGGUUUGCCCGGCGCUGGAGGUGCGCUGCUGGAGCUGGAGGUUCUUCGGCUGUUGAGGGUGCUGCUACCGCGGGUCCCGGAGUUGCUCGUACUGGGAGUACUGGAGCUGCUGGGCCUGCGGGUACGACUAGAGCAGGAGCUGCUGAGGGUGUUGGCACUGAGGCUACUGCUGUCGGUCCUGGAGGCGGUGCUGCUGGAGGUACUAGAGUUGGAGGUGCUGCUGGCGCUGGUGUUGCCGCUGGGGGUACACGUGCUAUCCCUGCUGUGUCUGGAGUCGCCGCGCGGCCUCGGCCGUACUUCGUUCCGCUCCUUCAGCAGGUUCUUGGUCUCCCGCCUUCUACUGGUCCUUCUCCUCCCUUAAAGUGUCCACAGCCUGUCCCGUCACAGUUACAGCCGGCCUCUCCACUGCCUGCUCCUUCUCCCUACACUGGUCCUACUGGAGGUCUUGCUGAGCGUCGUGAGCCUGCGUCUUGCCCUACGUCGCCUGUCCGUCCUGCUCGCACUAGUGGUCGUGGUUCGCGUCAGCGUCCUCCUCCUGUCUCUGGCACGCACCGGAUGUCUCUGCGUCCGUCCACUGCUCCUCUGCGUGCCCCUUUGCCUUCUCCUCCUGAGUCCUCUCUUCUUGGUCUUGCCGACCCGGAGUCGGACUCUCUUCGUGCUGCCAGUCCUACUGUCACGCGUCUCCUUGUUACUGUCGUCACUGACCCUUCCUUUGAGUCCACUGCUGCGUCUGCCCUAGUUACUGAGCUUGUCGACUUUACUGCUCGCUGUCGUCUAGACUACGCUGCUAGUCUUGUCGUUGAGUCUGAGUGUGUUUGUCCUCCGUCCGUCGGGGGUGAGUGUGCCCUUGGCACGGACGUCCUUGAGGACAGGCAGGAGGAGUUCCAGUGUCUGGCUGCUGCUUCACCUCAUCUCGUGUCCGCACUGCUUACCCCCGAGGGAGACCCGGAUGCACUUGACAUCCCGACUCCGCGCUCUUACGCGGAGGCGAUAGAGGGUCCCUAA